This is a messenger RNA of Boleophthalmus pectinirostris (great blue-spotted mudskipper), 1660 nucleotides long. RefSeq names its product solute carrier family 7 member 6 opposite strand (gene slc7a6os). The transcript is spliced from 5 exons. NCBI's taxonomy places the organism in Eukaryota, Metazoa, Chordata, Actinopteri, Gobiiformes, Gobiidae. The record is from RefSeq and is a predicted model, not a curated record. Gene Ontology annotation, biological process: developmental process. The coding region runs from base 16 to 1083 and encodes 355 amino acids.
CAGAGAAAUGCGCACAUGAGGCGGAGUGGGCGCUCUCGCUUCACUCUGUUCUCCGCACGCAGCAGACAGACACAGAGCCAGACUCAGACAGAGCCCAUCAUGGACACAAACACAACCAUCCUACGAGUGAAAAGAAAACGGGGAACCGACCCGGCAGAUGCACUGCUGCUGGCUUGUAAGCGCAUCCGUCCAGAGGUUUCUCAGAGCGCCAGUGAAACGGUACCAGAACCUCGGGAAGAGGAGGUGGAAAACUCCGUCUUCAAACUCGUGGCGACUGUAGCGACCCAGGAUGCUCCAGUCCAGACUCAGGUGCGACAGGCCUUGGCCCGGCCCCGCAUGGCGCACGCUUUUCGUCCCUCCGCUGCGAGUUCACAGCGCAUCAUCGGGGAUCUCCGCAGCUCCAAGUGGAGCACCAGGCGUGAGGAACGCUACAAGCUCAUCUCCAGCCACCGCACCGCAGUGUCUACCCCAGCUGAGCAGCACAACCCUCCCACAGAUACUGCACACAGUGUGGUAGACGACACUAAAGAACAGGGCAAAAGUUGGGCUGUUGGAGCGAUUCAGGUGGUCGAUUUGCUACAUGAAGAUGCACAGGAACAGGAUAAGUGUGGAAAGACACUGACAGAUCCUGAGGUGAUCCUAUGUAACAACACUAAGAUGCUUCGUGAGCGGUUGUGCAUUUCUGGAGAAGGCCUUGGUGGAGAACAUCGGGAGCAUGAAGAUGACUAUGUCUACGAUCUGUACUAUCAGGAAACUGCCACACCUGGAUGGAUCCAGGACAUCCUGUCUGUCAGGGCCUAUGCUGACGAGGGAGAACUGGUACCUGACCUUGUAGUUCAUGAAGAAGAAGUGUAUGAGGAUGAGGAUGAUGAGAAUGAAGAAGGCAACUGGAGGAAUGACUAUCCUGAUGAAGACAGUGAUGGGGAUAGUGACCGGGAGGAGCGCUAUGGAGGUUACUGGGAGGAGGAGCACUCGUACAGCCGAAGGAGCUGGGAGCAGUACGAAAAGGAAGUGCUGCACGAACUCGGCCAUCGUGGUGAUGAAGAUGACGAAGAUGAUGAAGACAAUUAUGGCUCAGAUUAAAGAAAUUACUUUUUUUUUUUUUUUUUCCAAGAUAACGCCAACCUUAAAAACUUCUAUAUGAGAGGGAGGACCAGUAACCAGGACGAUAUCAUUAUAUUAAAAAAAAAAAAAAAAAAUCUGCAUUCCAUUAGUCUCAUUUGGCUUCUUAUAUUUGCUAGUAUUGACUUGAUGUAGUCACUCAAAGCAUGUUUAUUUGGCUCCUUCCUCUGUAAUGUAUAGAUGUUGAGGUAGGUGCCUGAAUCCUUUUAUAUUGUUGAGUGAAUUUUGGUAUGGGUGUUUGAAGUAUGCGUUACAAAAAUGUUGCACAGUUGUGUGAUGUGUUUCGUAUGCUUUGUGAUGUUCAAACUUGAGUUACCAAGAUGUAUUGGCCUGCGUGUGGUUGCAAAUUAGCCUGUUUGCAUUGUUCGUGCAUGGUAGAGUGUUAACGUGUUAUGUGUGCUAGAUAAUGUAUAAUGUGUGUUCUCUUUAAGGUAUGGACUGUUUCUUUGAACGCUUGUUGAAUUAACUGUUUUUGUAUAUAUGUACAUGUGUAUAAAAAGCUUUCAAAAUAAAACUUCUUUGGUUUUAUUGCAUACGA